Molecule: messenger RNA, 600 nt
Organism: Neoarthrinium moseri
Lineage: Eukaryota; Fungi; Ascomycota; Sordariomycetes; Amphisphaeriales; Apiosporaceae
Exons: 3
Coding region: 1-600 (199 amino acids)
Source: RefSeq, a predicted model, not a curated record
AUGAACACUUUCGCUCGGCUCAGCCUUCUUGGCUUGGGUUUCUCCCUCGUUACUGCCUUCCCACAGCAGCAAGACCCUGCUACAGUAACGGUCUGCGGGCUUGACUGCGCACCCGUGGUUACUGUAACUGUGUACACUGGAUGCUCAUACUCGUCUACCUCUGCCUCUUGGACCAGCUCGGCCCCUGUUAUACCACCCGUAUCGUCCUCCACAAGCAGUCCUGGGCCAUCGUCUGUUUUGACUUCGCCAACUUCAAGAACAGUCAUUCCCAGCAGCUCUGAGUCGACGCUGACAAUCACCUCAAGUAUUGCUACUACGGUCAGCCUGUCUUCCUCGAGUGUUACCGUCUCUUCAGUACCAAUCUCCACCGUCAGUAUCUCUGCUAGCACGGACGCCUCAGUUGUAUCUUCUACAAGUACUCUGCCUGUGAGCUCAAAGACGGCAUCGACCAGUGGCGUUACCACUUCCAGCAACUCAGACACAACCACCUCAGAUGGCUUUAAUCCGUCCAGCACCACUUGUUUCUACGAUUGGGUCUACGAGUACGGACUCUGCAACGAGUUUGUCAAGUCAAACGACCAGCUCCAGUAUCCUUGCUAG